Messenger RNA from Guyanagaster necrorhizus, 576 nucleotides. RefSeq lists its product as uncharacterized. Gene Ontology annotation, biological process: regulation of transcription by RNA polymerase II. The annotation marks the transcript as partial. NCBI's taxonomy places the organism in Eukaryota, Fungi, Basidiomycota, Agaricomycetes, Agaricales, Physalacriaceae. Gene Ontology annotation, molecular function: DNA-binding transcription factor activity, RNA polymerase II-specific; RNA polymerase II cis-regulatory region sequence-specific DNA binding. The record is from RefSeq and is a predicted model, not a curated record. The transcript has 2 exons. Gene Ontology annotation, cellular component: chromatin; transcription regulator complex; PcG protein complex.
GUGUGCUCGUCGAUGGGGAUAGAUGAGGUAUAUCCAGAAUAUUCGGUAGCGGAUACGGGCCCGAAAGCGACGGAGCAGCAGCUAGGUGCGUCCUUCAGUUAUUGAUGACAAUAAUUUCUAUUUGUAUUUCAGAGAAAACAAAUUGUGAUUUACGUACAGCAACAUAAACGCGUCUUUUCAACCCCCCAACUUCAUCCUGACUCCCUUCCCCCAGCUUGCAGGGCCUCCGUGAUGCCUAGAGCAGAGUCCACCAAGAUCCCCAGGGCUGACUCCCAGCCAUACCAGUCGCCCUCACCGUCACCAACAUUGACUGCCCCUACCCUGUCCCCUUCCAGGAAGCGGCAUGUUUGUGCGACAUGCGACCGUGCCUUCACGACCAGCGGUCAUUUGGCACGACACAAUCGCGUCCAUACGGGGGAGAGGAACCACAAGUGUCCGUUUCCGGGAUGCGAGACGAGGUGCUCGAGGCAGGAUAACUUGCAACAGCAUUAUCGCAUUCACCUCGCACCCGGUUCUCGUCGCAAUAAUCGUGCCGGUUUGUCCCGCACAUCCACGUCCAGCUCAAAACGCGCCCCC